Ictalurus furcatus (blue catfish) is the source of this 792-nucleotide messenger RNA. It is a transcript of the gene lmx1a, whose product is annotated as LIM homeobox transcription factor 1, alpha. Gene Ontology annotation, biological process: neuron differentiation; regulation of transcription by RNA polymerase II. Gene Ontology annotation, molecular function: DNA-binding transcription factor activity, RNA polymerase II-specific; RNA polymerase II transcription regulatory region sequence-specific DNA binding. The transcript has 5 exons. The record is from RefSeq and is a predicted model, not a curated record. Lineage: Eukaryota; Metazoa; Chordata; Actinopteri; Siluriformes; Ictaluridae. Bases 1 to 792 code for a protein of 263 amino acids. Gene Ontology annotation, cellular component: nucleus.
AUGGGCGAAGGAAAUUUAACAACGUUACUGGAGGGUGCGUGCAGACCGGUGUGUGAAGGCUGCCACCGGCUCAUUGCAGAACGUUACCUGCUGCGUGUGCAUGACUCUCUGUGGCACGAGCGCUGUGUGAAGUGCGCCGCUUGUGCCGAGCCGCUGAAGAGCACCUGCUUCCUGCGAGACUCCAAAAUCUACUGCAGACGGGAUUACCAACAGCUGUUCUCAGUGCGCUGUAGGGCUUGUGCUGAGGUUAUCUCCCCAGCAGAGCUGGUGAUGCGAGCAGGUGAUGCAGUUUUCCACCUGCACUGUUUCUGCUGCUCAGUGUGUGACUGCCGGCUGCAGAAAGGAGAUCGCUGUGUGCUGGUGGGGGACAAGCUGCUCUGUACACAACAUUACCAGCACACGCUGACCAGUCCCACCACCACCGACUCAGGCCGAAGUGAGGAUGAGGAUGAUGAAGAGGAUGAAAGCAACGUUAAGGUGGCAGGAGACAGAAAUCCCACCAGAGACGGGGACCACAAGAGGCCAAAACGGCCACGCACCAUCCUCACCACGCAGCAGAGACGAGCUUUUAAAGCCUCGUUUGAAGUCUCAUCCAAACCUUGCAGAAAAAUGAAGAAAUUGGCCAGACGACAGCAGCAGCAGCAGAAGCAGUGCCAGUCCCCUCAGGAGCAGAAUGACAGCCAAACACACACCAACGGUAUGCUCACACUCAGGCGCACUCCAGUAAGGCUUGGAUGUUUAAACCCUAGAACUUGGUUGAAACUUGGGGAUGUUGAUGGGGUAGGACAUUGA